GUAUACUUUGGUAAAGAUGUCGAGGUGCAGAUAGCAGAGGCCAGUUGUCCUUUGGUUUAGCAUUCAGUUUUCAAAUGGUAUCACUCGUUCGUACAACAUCGGUGUAUGAGUUUUAAAUUACAAUUGGUCAAAAGUACCCCCCACCAAUUAUUCAAAGCGUUUCGAACCACGUUAAGGACAGGGUGCAUUUAGUUACUACGUGUCUUCAUAUAUUGUUUGGUGUCGGCAGAGUCGGUUUGAAUAUUAAGUGCUAACAGUUUUAAGUGAAUAAUCAAAUCGCAUAAAUUAUUGUGUGCUGUUGCGUAACGAGUUCAGUUUAACUAAUUAAAUUUUUCAACUUUAAUUUUAACGUUACUAGUGUUGUGACUUAAUUAAAUUUAUUUCAUUGGAUUUAAAAUGAUGUCGUCUUCACGGAUAAAUGGUUAUAUUCAUCAUCCGGUUAUGCAUAAAAAUCAAGAGAUGUCCUGCGAAGAAAAACAAUUUUUUACUCCCACAAAAUCGGGUAAACCUGAAUGGAUGAGGAAUGUGUAUUUAACGCCACCUUUGCCUGCUACACCACCGCCAAGUCCAGCUUAUUGGCAGCCUCCAAAAUAUAUCGCCCAGUACCAAAGUUCUCCAGUACCAUCACCGAGUUCAAGUUAUUGGCAUACACAUUGCAGCUUACAGCGGCAAAAUACCCCAGUAUCACCGGAAAUGCAAGCUUAUCAACAUGUUUCGCCGUGUACAUUCCAGCCUAACAUCACCCAAACGCUGCCAACCAGCCUAAGUUAUCAGCAAGCUCACUAUCUUCAGCAGCAAAGUACUCCAGCAUCUCCAGCAAUCCCAUCUUACCAGCAGGCUUUACAAUAUACUCAGUGCCAAAGAACUCAAAUGCCGGCACUGAGUUCGAGUUAUUGGAGCGCUCCAAAAUACUAUUAUCAUUAUGAAGACACACCUGUGCUUCCAACGAGUCCGGGUUACAGAUAUGGCUACGCUCCACCGCACCCUCUUCAAUGCCAAAGUACUCCAGUAAUACCGGCUGAUUUACCUGUUGAGCCUGCACCUGAAGUUAAUACAUUAAUCACACCUGUAAGCUCUGUUCAAGAUCUAGAUAAGAUAAUCCGAGAUUUUGAAACGGGUUAUUCAUCUCCACGUAAGAAAGACAAUGACUCACCUGGUGGUACUGGAAAAUUUGUUAAGAAAAUGGUUGCGGCCAUUGAACAAAAGUUUACUCCAUCUGCAUCUAAGAGUUUCCCUGAAACGAAAGUGCGACACAAUAAUUCAAAAUCAGAUUCGAAAAAUUCUUCAGGUCAAAAAUCAUUGAACGGUACACUUUUUCACGAUUCAUCAGUAAAGAGCGCAGAAAAAUCUAACCUUAAUAAUCAGGAGUCAAUGCAAAGUAAUUUUGGUUAUAAUAGUUCACCCAAGAGAGCUGGAACUUUACCUCCUGUUUAUAAACACCAGGAGUCAAUGCAAACUGAUUUUGGUUACAAUAGUUCACCUAAGAGAGCUGGAACUUUACCUCCUGUUCAUAAAUAUCAGGAGUCAAUGCAAACUAAUUAUAGUUACAAUAAUUCACCCAAGAGGACUGGAACUUUAUCCCCUGUUCGCAAACAUCAAGAGUCAAUGCAAACUGAUUUUGGUUUGAACAAUACAGUCAAAAGCGCUGAAAAAUUAUCUCCUAUUAGCAAAUAUCAGGAGUCGAUGCAAGUUGAUUUUGGUCACAACGACACUCUUAUUAUUGAUAAUGAUUCUAAUUUUGAUAUGGAAGAAGAAGCAGACUGCAAAUAUAAAACGCAACCGGUACAAAAAACUGUAUCGGCAGUGGUACAUAUUGAGCCUGAAGUUGUUUUGAGAAAGAAAAGAGAAGUAGCACCAAAACCACCAGUAAGAUCAGAGUCAUUCAACAAAAUAAAAGUUGCUCCAAAAAUAGUUGCGGCUAAAUUGAAGAAACCAAUUGAAGUUGAUCAUGAUACGGAAAUAGAAUGGAUACCAGUAAAAAAUCAAAAGUUACCGCGCAAAAAUUCAUUCAAAAAACUUUUGUCUCUUUUGACUGGUAAAAAGAAGCAACCAAACGGAAGUAAAUUUUUCUGUAACCUCAACAAGAGUAAUGAAGAAAAAAAAUCAUAUCGCGAUUCAGGAUACGUUGAGAAAUCAUCAUCAUCAUCAUCAAUUUCCUCUCAUGGAUCAUCUAAAAAUUAUUCAUCAUCUCAGCAGACCCAAGAAAAUAUUAAAUUCCCACGAAGAAACUCUGGUCUAUCAACAUUCCAACAGCCAACUGAAGAUAAUUUUGAAAAGUGGAUCGGUCAUCCUUUGGAAGACAAUACCAGCGAAAAAAGCGUCAUCAUUACUGACGAUAUGAUCAAUAAAAAGGACAGAAUGAUAUUAAAUGAAAUCGAUAGAUCCGAAGUAAGAACUUCUCUGGGUCCUUUCUAUCCAUUGCCUUCUAAAAAUAUUUUCACAGACAUCAAGAAAAAGUUACGAGAAAAUUCAGCGAAAACGAGCUCAUCGAAAAUAUCAAAAGAAUUUAUCAAUAGUUCACUGCUGUCUUCAUUUUCCAACAAAUCUCCAGUCGGUUCUCCGCAGCAGAAACGGUCAAGUCUAUGCUUAGACCGCGAACUAGAAUCAGGUAACUCAUACAAGUCACUCGAUAUAUUUAAUCCAGCUCUGCAAUUGCCUUCAUGGAAAUUUCCAUCCGACGAAAUUGUCUACGAUCAUCCUAAAAAUAAUUGGUCACAAUCCGAGCCAUAUAUUUUCGAGGCAUCACUAAAUUACAAUCAACAAUUCAAAGUGCCGGUUAACGAUGAAUCUGAAUAUCAUGUACCAAAAAUCCACAUGCAGACAAGACCCAAGUCUAGCAUUUAUGAAGACGCGCUGUCAGUUAAAAGGCGCACCGAAAGUUUUGGAACAAGACCAGAGACGCCGAACUUUUUUGUACCUCAGGACACCGAAGAGAUACACUUUGCAACGAUAAAACCAAGACCGAGGGUACUAUCGAGCCAACAAAUACUGAAGUUGAUGGCUGACGAUGAGAGUAAUCAGCUCCGCUCACCCUAUCUCGUCAAAAAUCUCGUCUUUAAUUAACUGAUUUUCAACAAAUUAAUUUUAGCAGAAAUUUGAGUCAGCUCCAGUAUUUUUGUAAAAUAUUUAUCAUUCAUUUAAUUUAUUUUUUUAUAUAUUUUAAUGAUACAUUUUUUAAAAGACAGUAAAUAAUUGAGGCUCAGUCAAUAGUAUCGUAAAAUAAACUCUUAGAGCAAUCAAUAAAAUGAUUGAACUUUCUCUCAAGAGACAAUUAUUGCAAUGAUUAACUUAUAAAUAUAAAUGUAUAUAUAAAUGUCAUUGAGUCCAUUGUAUUUGGAUAAUUAUAGCAAAUAUCUCAAUGUGAUCUCAUAUUUUAUCAACAGCAUUUAAAAAUAAACUCUUGGAGCUAUCAGUUAAAUGAUAGAGUUCUCUUAAGAGACAAUUAUUCUAUAAUUAUAUUCUACAGUAACACAAAAAUCGAGUCCAUUAUAUUUGAGCAUCGAAUAUCUAAAUGUGAUCUUUUAUAACAUUAUAAAUAAACUGGAGCCUCAAUUAUUAUUUAAGUAAUUAUUAGAAUUAAUAAUUAACCAAAUAAUAAAAUUAAGAUAAAUAUUUUUUACAUCAAUGGUUUAUUAAAAAUCAUUUAAUAAUAUAUUACAUAACUAGGGCAGUAAAAUAAGAAAAGUCUCAGAGCAAACAUGUGGUCUGAGGCUUUCCUUUUUACUGGCCAAGGUGCGUAUACUAUUUUUCUGCUCGACGAAGCCGGAAAGUUGCAACUUCGUUCAGGGCAGCGGCCCGAAAGUUUCCACUUUCCGGCCGGAGGGCAGAAAUAUAAAUUAUUGUGUU
Messenger RNA from Microplitis demolitor, 3846 nucleotides. RefSeq lists its product as uncharacterized. The record is from RefSeq and is a predicted model, not a curated record. Lineage: Eukaryota; Metazoa; Arthropoda; Insecta; Hymenoptera; Braconidae. The transcript has 3 exons. Bases 397 to 3063 code for a protein of 888 amino acids.